This is a messenger RNA of Durusdinium trenchii, 1512 nucleotides long. Lineage: Eukaryota; Dinophyceae; Suessiales; Symbiodiniaceae. The record is from the annotation of a GenBank genome assembly.
AUGUACGGGGUCUUUCAGGUACACGCGCGCCUGUAUUUCGAGACCAGACUUGGUCCUGUGCCACCAGCGCAGCCGGACUUGGACCAAGGACUCACGCCGGGAUCUAACACCAUCGUGCCGCUUAAUGCCUUCGUGUGGUUCGCAAUCAAGUCGUCGCUCCGCGCCCGGGUCUCCGUAUACCAUGACGAUCAAACGAGUUGGUCUCCCUGCUGGGCACUCGGCACCUUCAAGACGGGGGACAUUACCCAGCCUCUUGUGGAACGAGUCCUGGAGAGCUUCUUUGUGGCCAAGAGCCAGGCCCAGCAGGAGGCCUUGCUGCACCAGCUCCACAUCUCUACCGCCAACCAACGCAAGGGCAAUCGGGGCAUGAAGUUCUUGCGCGCCCUGCGUGGGGCCAUCGACUAUAAGCUCUUCUGCCCGGAUUGCGACGCUGCCCGGUCUGGGCAAUGGAAGCAGUGCCCGAUUUGCCGAUCCACGGCGGGGCCCUUGCCUGUGGACUUGGAUGGCACUUCAGGGCGACUGAACAUCUCCAAGACAUUGCCGGGGCACAGAGAAGAAGUGGUCUGGGCGACAGUGGAUUGGGGUGACUACACACGCCCUUAUUUCAAGGCUGCAACAAUUUCAAUGCAGCAGGACGUUUUGUUUUGGGACGUGCCCUGGUAUAAAUUAUUGAAGGAUGGCCAAAGUUUGAAAAAGACACAAGCGUUGGAAGACGUGCAGGAAGCGUUUUGGGAGCCCAAAUGUCUUCCCAAAGGCUUCGCGUAUCGAACCCGCAUAGCUGCAUACCGCAGUGACGCUCCAUAUAGAGAAGUCUGCGCAUUAACUGGUUCUCUACAUGGUAUGAUCCAUUCCUGGGAAAUGCAUGAGAACAAUAAGGAGACUUUAGUUGAAUCAAAAUGGAAAUUGGAAGGCCAUACAGAUCAAAUUUCUACACUUGCAGUUGAUUGGCAGAAUGGCUAUGCUUUGAGCGGAUCCUGCGAUGGAACUUUGCGGCUUUGGAAUCUUAAUUGCCAACUGUGUGAGAGAGUCCUCCGAUACACUGAUUCGAAGAAGAUAUUCUCGGGCUUUGUCAAAACUAUGGUUGUUGACUGGGUUUCCCAGCGAGCAAUCAGCACUGCGGGUGACGUCAGAGUAUGGGAUCUGAGACUUGACAACCCAAUAGCCUUGUUGAAAUCAGUCCCUGGCGGCCAUUCCAUCACAGAAACUUUGGUUUCAUUCUCGACUGAAUCGGCUGCCUUCAUUGGGAGUGGAACAGCAGAAUUUUGGGACCUCAGGAGUGAGGUUUGCGUGGCCAAGUUCCAUGGCCAGCCAGGCACGGUGUAUCACUUGCAUUUUGGUGUUCCAGAAGCACCUGAGGAAGCAGCGCAAGUGCCGGGGCCACACGAAGUUUCUUCCAUUCAUCGUAGAGAAGAUACUUUCGAAGUGGGCUUUAAGUGGCCAAUUUCUCUGGCAAAUUGUGGAAUUCCUAUAGCCAGUUCCUGUGGAGAUGGUUGGUUUCGUUCCACUUUCUGA